AUGAAGGUUCCGUGUUUUGUUUUAUCAUUAUUUCCCUUAUUGCUAUCUACCACCUCUAUUGCUCUUUGUGAAAAAACAGCACAACAUCAUAUUAACGAAGGCAAUGUGCUCUUAAGCUCUGGUCGUUUUGACGAUGCCCUUAAAAGCUUCGAUGCCGCAAUUCAACAAGAUCCACAAAAUUACCUGUGUUAUUUCAAACGGGCUGCAACACACUUGUCAUUAGGCAGAAGUUCCUCUGCACUAGAAGACUUUUCAAAAACUUUGGCACUUAAACCGGAUUUUGACCAAGCAUUAUUACAGCGAUCGAAAAUAUAUGUGAAGGAAGGUUCUUACGUUGAGGCCAAACGUGACUUAAAGAAUUAUAUAAGUAAAAAUCCAGAUGAUGCGGAUUCUAAAAUACUGUUGACUUCAGUUAAAGAAGCUGAGGAUGCAAUCAGAGAUGCGGAUGCUUCAAUAAAAUUCAAAAAAUAUGACGAAAGCAUUAAGCUUUUAAGUAAAGCAAUUUCAGUUUCUCCACAUUACUCAAGUCUAAGAUUGAAGCGAGCAAAAUGUCAUUUUGAAAAAGGAGAAGUGGAAGAAGGUGUACGAGAUUUAACUCAAACAUCUAAUCGGAACCCAUCGGACGCAGAACUUUUAAUGCGCUUGUCGAGAAUAAACUAUUUUGCACUCUAUCAACCUGAACAAUCGCUUCAAAAUAUUAAGAAGUGCUUACAUUUUGAUCCUGAGCACAAAGAAUGUAAAGCCAUUUUCCGACGAAUUAAAAAACUAGAAAAGAGUGUAUCCCGAGUCGAAAAAGAUAUGGAAGGGCAUCGAUGGCAACUAGCCAUCGAUAAGUUGUUUGGGAUUGGAAGUGAGAAAGGUCACGGAUUAAUUAAAGAAAUCAAAGAAGAGCAUCGUGGUCUAAAAGAGGGACGUUCAAGUGAAAAAUUAUUUAUAAAAUUAUACGAAUUGACAUGUAAAGCUUAUAAAGAGUUGAAAGAUGGACAUAAAGCAAUUAAAUGGUGUUCGUCUGCUCUAAAUCUCGACUCUGAAAAUAUCGAGGCACUAAUUAACCGGGCUGAAGCAUAUAUAUUGAUUGAAGAUUAUGAAGCAGCAGCUCGAGAUUAUUCUAAAGCUCUCGAGAUCAACAGUGAAGAUGAGCGAGUCAAGAAAGGAUACCAAAAAACACAUCGUCUCCUAAAGUCGUCAAAAUCCAAAGAUUAUUAUAAAAUACUAGGAGUACCGCGUUCUGCGUCUAAAAAAGACAUUAAAAAAGCAUUCCGUAAACUUGCACAAGAAUGGCACCCAGACAAAUAUAGAGGAAGUUUAUCACGUGAAGAAGUUGAGUCCAAAAUGAGUGCAAUCAAUGAGGCUUAUGAAGUUUUAAGUGAUGAAGAAUUACGGGAACGGUUUGACAACGGAGAGGAUCCAAAUGAUAUUUCGGGUGGGUCCCAACAAUUUCAUGGCAAUCCUUUUGCUCAUUUCGUCAAGACAGGAGGUGGUAGUUUUUCUUUUGGUGGUGGUUUUCCAUUUGGAUCAUCUCAAAGUGAAGGAAAAAAUCCUUUUG
Messenger RNA from Ambispora gerdemannii, 1546 nucleotides. Lineage: Eukaryota; Fungi; Glomeromycota; Glomeromycetes; Archaeosporales; Ambisporaceae. The record is from the annotation of a GenBank genome assembly.